CCGGCGUUGUGACGCGACCCCACGUCCGCCGGAAGUGUCCGGAGGAGAGCCUGGAAGCCGGCUCACCCUCGCGUCCGUGGUUUCCUGAGCUUCGCGAUUUGAGCAAGGGUCGCCACUCUUCUGCCAGGAUCAUGGUGUUCUACUUCACCAGCUGCAGUGUUAACUCAUCUACUUACACUAUUUACAUGGGAAAGGAUAAAUAUGAAAAUGAAGAUCUGAUAAAAUAUGGAUGGCCUGAAGAUAUUUGGUUUCACGUGGACAAACUCUCCUCGGCUCAUGUAUACCUUCGAUUACAAAAGGGAGAGAAGAUAGAAGACAUUCCAAAGGAGGUUCUGAUGGACUGUGCCCAACUUGUGAAGGCCAACAGCAUUCAAGGCUGCAAGAUGAACAACGUUAAUGUGGUGUACACGCCGUGGUCUAACCUGAAGAAAACAGCUGAUAUGGAUGUGGGGCAGAUAGGCUUUCACAGGCAGAAGGAUGUAAAAAUCGUGACAGUGGAGAAGAAAGUGAAUGAAAUCUUGAACCGAUUAGAAAAGACCAAAUUGGAGAAAUUUCCAGACCUAGCAGCAGAGAAAGAAGGCAGAGAUCGUGAAGAGAGGAAUGAGAAAAAAGCCCAGAUUCAGGAAAUGAAAAGGAGAGAGAAAGAAGAAAUGAAGAAGAAAAGAGAAAUGGAUGAGCUUAGGAGCUACUCAUCACUAAUGAAAGCUGAGAAUAUGUCCUCAAAUCAAGAUGGUAACGAUUCUGAUGAGUUCAUGUGAGCCGAGCAAAGGAGCCCUGGGAAGACAUGAAUGUGCAGACCAUUACAGAUCUUUUGAUUUCAUCUGUGUUCUGAAUUACAGAAGAAACCAACCAAUCAAUCAGAACUCUACCUUCAGUGUACAUAGACAUCAUUCAUUUUUGGAGUUUAAAAAAAAAAAAAGUCUUUUUUUUUUUUUCUGAUGGAAAGAACAGAUGUAUAAUAUAGUUGAACUUGAAGACAACGUAUAACUUUAGGAAGAGGAAAAUAUUUUUGGCAGAACAUACGUCAGUACCUCGUGAAGGCUGGCUGCCUUUGUUCUUGAGAUAGACAUUUGAUCAGACCAACUCCGGAAAGUGUUUCUUUGGCUGCGGUUUGUCCUGGAAGCAGAUGUCAUGAAAUGCAUUUCCUACUUCUAAAAUCUCUCUGCUUCUGUUAAGUAGACUGUCGGGGGUUUACUCAGGCCAGGCUCUCAGUGAUGCUUUCCUGAUAGAAGAAAGGCAUAUGGGUUUUGAAGACAGUUGCAGUACUUGCUUAACUUGGAUUUCAAUAUUGUUGGUGUCAGAGUAGCUGGCCCAGUUCUUAGCUUAUUCUAAGGGUUAUGUUCUCCUCAAAGUGAGGGUCUCACCUUAACAUCAUAGCUACACAGUAGAUCUUAACCAAGUUUGGAGCUGGUCACAUGACCCAAGUCACAGAUGUGACAAGUAGGCUCUGAAGUCAUUCCUUCGUGGGGAGGGAGACAGGAAGGGGUGCUCCAGCAGUAGUGUGAGUGACACAGAUUGCCUCAUUUUUGUCUUGACUGUAUCAUGAAACAAAGUCCACAGUGGAUUGCAAGUUUUAGAAAGAAUCAAGCAUUUUCCUAGCCAGCUAAGUCAUCUGUUUCCUUACUUUGAAAUAAUAUUCAUGUUGAAUUGUAAUCCCAGAGUUGAGGCUCUGUGACUUCACAGGCAGCAUUGGUAUUGGGCUGAGCUACCUGCUCUCCAAUAGAAACCUUUUUUCAUCACAGUGUUUAAGCCCCUGUAGAGGCACAGUGAGGAGAGCAAAGCCU
This is a messenger RNA of Meriones unguiculatus (Mongolian gerbil), 1784 nucleotides long. It is a transcript of the gene Ccdc25, whose product is annotated as coiled-coil domain containing 25. NCBI's taxonomy places the organism in Eukaryota, Metazoa, Chordata, Mammalia, Rodentia, Muridae. The coding region runs from base 132 to 758 and encodes 208 amino acids. The record is from RefSeq and is a predicted model, not a curated record. The transcript has 9 exons.